CUUCAAACUCACAAACACCACGAUCUUGCCAGGAUUAAACCCUUCCGUUGACUCUAUCUGCCCCUCAUGGGCUGGGUAGGCGCUGCCACGGUCGUUGCGACGACAUGCUUCAUACUCUAUCGACACCCCCCGGCGAGCUGGUUCCCCGAGCCAACUGCCGCCGAUCGAAGCCGUCCCGAACCCGCCUCCGAAGAGAAAGAAGAGAAGGCUGCUCCCCGCGCUGCACGAGACGAAGAGCCUGCUCCCAGUAUCACCCCCGAAUCGCAACCAACAGCGCCAGAAGAUGAUCCCACUGAGGAGUCUCAAACGACCCCGAAAGCAUCUGCGUCAAGCAUCCCGGCCUUAGACGUCCCCUCCUUCCAGCUCAACGACGGCGAAACAGACAAGAAGAGCCUCGUCACUCAGAAAGCGCAACAAGAUAAAACCCCUCAAAUAACGAUUCCAUCGCCAGAACCUCCAUCAACAACGCCAUCCGCACCCUUAAAUAUCAUGGCCAAACCCAGCCCGAGUCCUUCAACACAGCCACCCGUCGCAAAAGACGCCUCCUUAAUGCCCCCUCCCCCUCCUCCCUCAAGACUACAACCACCAACACUACAAAAACAAUCCCGGCCACAACCGCAAAACAGCCUCUCUCCGCCAGCUGGCCGGCUCCCUCCUCCCCGGCCAAGCGCCAGUAACACCCUCAGUCCACCCCCGUCAGCCGCCUCGUCCCUCCGCGUACCACAAGGCAGUCGCCCCGCCUCCAACAUGAACUCUCUAUCCCCGACACCCGUGACCUUCAAACCAAUCAAAAAAGCUUCGAAGCGCGCAGUUCUCGAGCCGGGGUUCUCCCCUCUGGACUGGGCAGCACUCACCUCGAACCCCAACCACAAACUGCGCGGCGCAAAUCUUCCGCCAACCUUAAUCAAAGUAACACCGUCGAUGCUCAAGUCCCAGAACGGCCGGAAAGGCUCAGACGCAUGGACGUCGUACCAGGGGAAGGUCUACAAUAUCAGCCCUUAUCUCCCAUUCCACCCGGGCGGGAAGGGCGAGCUCCUCAGGGGUGCCGGGAAAGAUUCAGGAAAAUUAUUCCUCGAGAUACACCCGUGGGUAAACUGGGAUGCGAUUCUGGGGGAGUGCUGUGUGGGUAUUCUGGUUUCGGAGCAUGAGGCGGUUGAGACGGAGAAUCAGCUUGAUGCGAUGGACUGAUAUCAACGCGGUCUUAUUAGAUGGUGCUUAGAUUUAUUUUGCAGUCCGUACUACUUCAUAUACGGUGCAUGUGUAUAGAGAUAGAAAGGCUAUAUAUUGACACUAUGAUACCCAUGGAAGGUAACAAUCUUAAAACGAUAGCCAGUCGAGCAGCUCUCUUAAAAUAUCGGCGUAGAGAGUGCUCCUGCGACGGUUGACAUUUUACCGUGGGAAAUUAUAAUAUCAGCUCAGUUUCCAUAACUUAGGUUAAAAUACAAUAACGAGUUGCAAUUGACGAGCUAUGCCGUG
Molecule: messenger RNA, 1476 nt
Organism: Aspergillus versicolor CBS 583.65
Lineage: Eukaryota; Fungi; Ascomycota; Eurotiomycetes; Eurotiales; Aspergillaceae
Exons: 1
Coding region: 67-1188 (373 amino acids)
Molecular function (GO): heme binding
Source: RefSeq, a predicted model, not a curated record